Molecule: messenger RNA, 1104 nt
Organism: Dendronephthya gigantea
Lineage: Eukaryota; Metazoa; Cnidaria; Anthozoa; Malacalcyonacea; Nephtheidae
Product: dopamine receptor 2-like
Exons: 1
Coding region: 1-1104 (367 amino acids)
Biological process (GO): G protein-coupled receptor signaling pathway
Cellular component (GO): membrane
Molecular function (GO): G protein-coupled receptor activity
Source: RefSeq, a predicted model, not a curated record
AUGGAGUUGUCAAAAAAUAUCACUGCUUCAAGUAAUCAUUCAAAUCGAACAGAGAUGUUAGAAGACAGUAAAUGGUUGGAAUUUGAAGCUUUUAAGGAACGACUCUAUUUGGGCAUGAAAGAUUUGGUAAUUUUUUUCACCAUUCUCAUAAUAUUGGGAAAUACUUUGGUGUUGAUCGUCACAUGGAAGGAAAGACGUCUUCAUCAACCAAGUAAAUAUUUUCUUGCUUUUCUUGCUGUCGCUGAUCUUCUCGUUGGUUUAUUUGUGGCUCCAUUCCAGGCUUAUCAAUUAGGCCAGGCAUACGGGAGAAGUGGCCGAGAUAAUAUGUCGAUUCAUCUGUGUCGUUUUAUGUUGUGGAUGGACACCUUUGCGUUAACAGCAUCUAUUUACUCGCUGACAGCAAUUAGUUGUGAUCGAUAUCUCAAAAUCAGCAAACCGCUUCUGUACAAAUCACGAAUGACAACUUCUAGAUCAAUAAAGAUAAUUUUCGUCAUUGUUCUUAUUUCAACUACUCUUGCCACAUACUCUGCAACUGCUCGUUCAGGAAGCUCUGGAAUUUUGCUGACCGGAACUGGCCCUUGCAGUUCGGGCGCUGACUUCAAAAAAUCCACGAUAUUUUACCUUGGCGUAACAAUAAUUGCGUUUUUUCUACCUGUCCUGGUCAUCGUGAUUAUGUACACUCUGAUUUUUCAUGUCGCUCAUAAACGAAACAAAAUGCUCGUGAAUGGGGAACUGGGUCAAACAAUAAUCAAUCAGAACCGACGAACUGCAUUACGACGAGAUAUGAAAGUGAUCAGAAUGCUGCUGGUUGUCGUUGGAGUUUUUUUACUUUGCUGGGGUCCUAAGUUUACUUGGAUAUUGAUAGACUAUCUAAAUACUAUUGAUUGGGAAAACAUUUCAUUAAGCUUGGAGUACAGGGUGCAUGUAUUUGCUGGUAUAGCAAACACACUUCCAUUAUUGAACAGUCUGUGUAACCCAAUAAUCUAUGUCUGUCUUGAUCAAACGUACCAAGAAGCCUUUCAACGUAUUUUCCGUCGCAUGAUGCGUCGACCAGAAGCGCGAAGACAACAGCCACCAAUAGAGUUACGACCCCCAAGAGCCUGA